AUGUCUGAGGUUAUUGAAGCACCAGGUGCCAGUAAUGAUGUGGCUGAAACCACCAUCUUACCAUUGGAAAUAAUUGAUAAGUCUAUAGGACAAUAUAUACAUGUGUUGAUGACGGGGAAUAAAGAGUUCAAGGGAAAAUUAGUUGGGUUUGAUGAUUUUGUUAAUAUGGUACUUGAAGAUGUUACUGAAAUAGAUAAUGAUGGGCCUUCAUCAACUCCUAUCAAACAAUUGUUAUUGAAUGGAGCCCAUGUAGCUAUGAUAAUACCAAGUUAA
Molecule: messenger RNA, 273 nt
Organism: Scheffersomyces amazonensis
Lineage: Eukaryota; Fungi; Ascomycota; Pichiomycetes; Serinales; Debaryomycetaceae
Product: RNA-binding protein
Exons: 1
Coding region: 1-273 (90 amino acids)
Biological process (GO): mRNA splicing, via spliceosome
Cellular component (GO): U6 snRNP; Lsm1-7-Pat1 complex; U4/U6 x U5 tri-snRNP complex
Molecular function (GO): RNA binding
Source: RefSeq, a predicted model, not a curated record